Molecule: messenger RNA, 2722 nt
Organism: Centropristis striata (black sea bass)
Lineage: Eukaryota; Metazoa; Chordata; Actinopteri; Perciformes; Serranidae
Product: kiaa0930
Exons: 10
Coding region: 552-1814 (420 amino acids)
Source: RefSeq, a predicted model, not a curated record
GGGUCACAGGAUUUAACGGGUGACAGUUUUCUCUGUAACACCUGCUGCAACAAUCCAACCGACAACAGGACGUUAAACUGUCCGUUAAUGAACCACCGAACCGGCUAUAAACAGACACAGUUAACGGUUAUUUAACGGUUGUUAAACGGUUAUUUAACGGGUAUUUAACGGUUAUUUAACGGUUUCAUCCCUCCGGAGAAGCACCGAAACUCUCCCGUGAUUUGUUCCGUUGUUUACUCCGGUACCGUUGUUUAGAAGUUCCUCCGAGCCUCGUGUUGUUACAGGAAGUGUUCUGGGUGUUUCCAGCUGAUCCACCAGGAGGACCGGAGUCUCCCUCCGCAGACCGACCACAGACCGACCGGCUCAGACCCGGUACAGACCCGGUGCCGGACCUGGUACCGGACCGGACGGAUCUCUACCGGGACUAUCAGAGGGAAGACCCGAGGGGGGCGGGGGGGUCCGCGGCUCGGUGUCCCCCCUGUCUGUCCUCGGUGCCGGGCCUCGGUCCGUCGGUAGUGGAUCCGGACUGUCAUGGUCCCAGCAGCGCGGAGAUGGCGUCCUUCCCCGGUUCGUGUCAGGCCGUCGGGCCCGCGGAGGAGACCGGAGAACCGGACGGCUCUCUGAUCCAGAUGCUGAAGGCCAUCAGCGACGAGAGGAGCCGGCUGAAUGUCCGCCAGGAGAUCAGCGGCCUGGGCUGUUUUAAGGACGACCGCAUCGUGUUUUGGACCUGGAUGUUCUCGACGUAUUUCAUGGAGAAGUUCGCUCCUCGUCAGGACGACAUGUUGUUCUACGUCCGCAGGAAGCUCGCCUACGUCAGCGCCGACAACACCGAGGGCAAGAAGGUGGAGGUGGAGGUCUACAGGAGGGACUCCAAGAAGCUGCCGGGCCUCGGGGACCCCGACAUCGACUGGGAGGAGAGCGUGUACCUCAACCUCAUCCUGCAGAAGCUGGACUACGUGGUGACAUGUGCGGUCUGCACGCGCUCAGACGCCGGAGACAUCCACAUCCACAAGAAGAAGUGUCAGGAAGUGUUCGCGUCUCCCAGCAAACACGCCAUGGACAGCAAGGGGGAGGAGUCUAAGAUGAGCUACCCAAACAUCUUCUUCAUGAUCGACAACUUCGAGGAGGUGUUCAGCGACAUGACGGUGGGCGAGGGAGAGAUGGUGUGUGUGGAGCUGGUGGCGAGCGACAAGAGCAACACGUUCCAGGGCGUCAUCUUCCAGGGAUCCAUCCGCUACGAGGCGCUGAAGAAGGUCUACGACAACCGGGUGAGCGUGGCGGCUAAGAUGGCCCAGCGAAUGUCUUUCGGCUUCUAUAAAUACAACAACAUGGAGUUUGUGCGUAUGAAAGGUCCGCAGGGCAAAGGUCACGCUGAGAUGGCGGUGAGCAGGGUGCCGACCGGAGACACGUCGCCCUGCGGCACCGAGGAGGACGGCGUGUCCCCCAUGCACGAGAGGGUGACGUCGUUCAGCACGCCUCCGACCCCGGAGAGGAACCGUCCGUCUUUCUUCUCUCCGUCUCUGAGACGUAAAGUUCCCAGAAACCGGAUCGCGGAGAUGAAGAAGUCUCACUCUGCCAACGACAGCGAGGAGUUCUUCAGGGAGGAGGACGACGAAGACCUUCACACCACCUCCAACCUGCGAUCUCGCUCUCUCUCCGGGACCGGACGCUCUCUGGUCGGCUCCUGGCUCAAACUCAACCGGACAGAAGAUUUCUUCCUGCUCUACUCACACCUGACCUACGUCACCCUGCCGCUGCACCGCAUCACCACAGACAUCCUGGAGGUGAGGCAGAAGCCGAUCCUGAUGACAUAGCAGCAGAGCUGGACUCCCUCAGAGCAUCACAACCAAGUGCCUCCUGACACAGCAGCGCCCCCCGGUGUCCACACUGAGACACAGCAGCAGCGCCCCCCGGUGUCCACACUGAGACACAGCAGCAGCGCCCCCGGUGUCCACACUGAGACACAGCAGCAGCAGCAGCGCCCCCCGGUGUCCACACUGAGACACAGCAGCAGCGCCCCCGGUGUCCACACUGAGACACAGCAGCAGCGCCCCCGGUGUCCACACUGAGACACAGCAGCAGCAGCAGCGCCCCCCGGUGUCCACAUUUGAGACCAACAACCAAACAUCAGCUUCAGAGGACACCGCCAGAAACAAACAAACAAACAAAUAAACCAGCCAUUCAGGAAGUGCCUCUUCCCCCUCCUCCUUUCCGUCCCUGCUGUGUCCAGCAAGGUCGUCUCCGUGGAAACGGGCCGGCGUCCGUCGGGAUCACAUGACGACCUCAGUGUGAAACAAAGGCUUUGGCUGAAACUCUGACAGGAAGUGAAGAAUGUGUGAUUUUCCUGUAAAUAUCCUGCUGCUUUUCCUCACUGAGACGCCUCGACUCACCACGGCUCUGCUUCUCACCACACUCUUCUGUUUCUGUUCCACUUUUUAACGGAUCCACCACCACAGGAAGUGAUGUCAGAGGGACGGCGAGGCUCAGUCCCGCCGACACGUUUAUAACACGACGAGUCACUCUUCGGUUCACUCUGAUAUAUAAAAACUCUGACUUCACGUCGAUUAUUUUGUCAGAAAAAACUUUUCAAAAGUGCUGAAAUACCAACAAGAAGCACAGCUGAGAGCCUGUACCAGCAGUUAUUAACUAUUUCUACGUGUUUCAUGUUUAAUCGCAGCAUAUUAAUCAUUUUUGCUUAAUUAAAUCAUAAAUUAAUGGCUAA